Carassius carassius (crucian carp) is the source of this 1775-nucleotide messenger RNA. RefSeq names its product LUC7 domain-containing protein. Lineage: Eukaryota; Metazoa; Chordata; Actinopteri; Cypriniformes; Cyprinidae. The record is from RefSeq and is a predicted model, not a curated record. The coding region runs from base 502 to 1773 and encodes 423 amino acids. Gene Ontology annotation, cellular component: U2-type prespliceosome; U1 snRNP. The transcript has 10 exons. Gene Ontology annotation, molecular function: mRNA binding. Gene Ontology annotation, biological process: mRNA splice site recognition.
ACUUCCUCGAGGCCGCGCAACCAAGCGGGAACAGCGCGCGCGGGUCGGAAGUCUCAUUCCGAGAGGCAAAAAAACUAAUAAAACAAUAAACCAACAACAAAUAAACACUGUCAAAACUUUGAGAAUAUGGACCACUACACAAAAUACCGAACUGCGGUUUGAUAAAGCAGCGCGAGGACUGAUAAAUAAGCGCACUUAUGGCGGAUUGAGGAAGAGUUAGCCGCUGCUGCUAACACACGACACUAGCUCCCUGAUUCACGACUAACUGAUUUCAGCGGCACUUCAGCCAUAAGCUGCGCUUUCUGGAGCCUCUCAGACUCAGAAAAGUGUGUGGCGUUAGUGGAGAGUGUGUGAGAGAGUCUCAGGAGGAGGUUUAUGUUGUGUUCGGCGCCCGCUGGGCUCGAGGCCUGCUCUGCUUGAUGAGGAGUCAGUUGUAAACAGCUCAGAUCAGAUCGGUGUGUUUAACGCGUCUAACAGGUGUAUCGAGCUGAACAGGUGAAAAUGUCGGCCCAGGCGCAGAUGAGAGCCAUGCUGGACCAGCUCAUGGGCACUGGCAGAGAUGGCGACACGAUGAGACAGCGGAUCAAGUUCACGGACGAGCGAGUGUGUAAGAGUCAUCUGCUGGAGUCGUGUCCACAUGACAUACUGUCUGGAACCCGCAUGGAUCUGGGGGAGUGUGUGAAGAUUCACGAUCUCGCUUUGAGAGCAGAUUAUGAGAUCGCGUCUAAACAGCAGGAGUAUUUCUUUGAGCUGGAUGCCACAGAGCACCUGCAGUCCUUCAUCGCAGACUGUGACCGAAGAACUGAACUGGCCAAGAAACGGUUGGUCGAAACGCAGGAGGAGAUCAGCGCUGAAGUGGCUGCCAAGGCGGAGCGAGUGCACGAGCUGAACGAGGAGAUCGGGAAGCUGCUGGCGCGAGCGGAGCAGCUGGGCGGCGAGGGGAACGUGGAGGAGGCGCAGCAGGUGCUGGAGAAGGUGGAGAAAACACGCACCCUGAAGAAAGAGGCAGAGGACGUCUAUCGUAACUCCAUGCCGGCCUCCAGCUUCCAGCAGCAGAAGCUGCGCGUGUGUGAGGUUUGCUCCGCCUACCUCGGCCUCCACGACAACGACCGCCGCCUCGCCGACCACUUCGGAGGGAAACUUCAUCUGGGUUUCAUCGAAAUCCGGGAAAAACUAGAAAAACUGCGGACGGCUGUGACGGAGAAACAGGAGCGCAUGCGCACCAGGAGAAGAGAGGAGCGUGACCGAGAGGAGGAGCGAGCCAGAGAGUGGGAGCUGGAGAGAGAGAGGGAGCGCGAGCGGGAACGCGAGAGAGAGAGAGAACGAGAGAGAGAACGGGAGCGAGAGAGAGAGCGUGAGAGAGAACGAGAGAGAGAACGCAGGAGGUCCAGAUCCAGAAGUGCUGAGCGAUAUCGGGAAGGAGGAAGCUCGUCCUCCCAUCGCUCUCGUCGACACCGUGAGGAGGGAGAGAGGGAACGAGACCGGGAGAGGAAGCACAGACACAAAGAUCGCCAUCGCUCUCGCUCCCACUCACACAGGAGCAAAAGAAAGAGGUCUUCACACACCAGAGAUCCAGAGCCGAAUCUGUCUCAGGAGAGAUGGCGGGAGAAUGCUGCGGAUGAGAGAUGGUGGGACAACGGAGGCAGAGACAUGGAGAGAGAGAGAUCCCCCGUCUCCCCAGACAUGAGCCGAAUGAAAGAGCGGGAGAGAUCCGUGUCGCUGGAGAGAGAUCAGCGCUCCAGCUCCGAGGAGAGAGAGUCCGGAGAGAUCUAGAG